Trypanosoma grayi is the source of this 2031-nucleotide messenger RNA. RefSeq lists its product as hypothetical. The transcript has a single exon. NCBI's taxonomy places the organism in Eukaryota, Euglenozoa, Kinetoplastea, Trypanosomatida, Trypanosomatidae. The record is from RefSeq and is a predicted model, not a curated record. Bases 1 to 2031 code for a protein of 676 amino acids.
AUGUCGGUGACGGGUGUCUUCAGCAAAGGCCGCGGUGUUGGCCACGACGCCGCCACGUCGCUGCUGCGCUACAUACCGCGCCCGCGCGUGCCGUGGCAGCCGAGCCGCUUUGGUCGCGCGAACCUCACGGCGGAAGACCUCGCACGGCUGUGGAGCAGAGGCCGCUACCGCGACGGCCCUGGCAACUACAACAGCGGCUACUCGACGGAGCGGACACACGUGUUGGAGGACAACACGGUGGCGAUGAUACCGAAGCACGAGCUGGAGAGGUACAUGCCGGACAUUAGUCUUGGGCCCAAGGCGCUUGUGACGCCCGUGUCGCUUAUGAGUGCGCGUAAUGGGCACCGCGUCACGCACGACCUUCUGCACUCAUACGACCCGCACAUUGGCCGCCUCGACAAGCCGGCACUGGUGGACCACGACAAGAUCUGCGUGGAGGACCCGAACCGUGUCGGCCUCAACGCAGCGACGCUCGACUGUCGCGGCCGCAUCCACCGUUGGCUGCGGCGCGGGCCCUUCUUUCAGGAGGACCACUACAUGCGCCGCUCCCUCAAGCUGCAGCGCGACGGGACAGUUCCAGCCGCAGCACACGAAGCGCCGCUGAUGCGCAAGAUCAUCCGGCUGGCGCAGCGCGGUCACCUCAAGGCCGCAUGUGAGGAGUACCGCCGCGUCACGACGAUUCCACCGGUGGAGGUGUACCGUGCGCUGACGGCGUGCUGCAUUCCAGCGGGCCUUAUCGCCGAUGCGGUGGCCAUAUUUGAGGACGGCAAUGCGAAGCUCUUCUAUGUAGCGCGGGACGGAGAGGUGCUCCAUAACUUGAUGCGCUGCGCUAUUCGUGCGGAGCAUCGGGUGCGUGUCAUGUGGGUAUAUAACGUCAUGCGCGGCCGCUAUUAUGAGAAUGUUGUGGUGCGUGCGGAGAUUGAGCCAAUGUGGCGCUACCGCAUCGCCCUGCUCGCACUUGAGUACCUGCUAGACCACAACUGCGCCGAGGAAGCAGCGGCGGUCUAUUGCUACCUCGCCAAGGAGGAAAUGCUGCAGUGCGAUGUGCAUGUACGCAUCGGUCACCACAUGCGUGCAGCGCUCGCCGCAGGAAAGACGGUGACGCUCAGCAAUGAGGUGUUGCGCACCACGUCACUCGUGAAGGAUGUCGAGGCGGUGGCGCCGGAGGUGGCGCGCGAGCUGCACCGUCGCCACAUGGAGGCCCUUCGCAGCAGUGACACGAGCACCGCAGGGGUGGGGCCGCUGUGGUCAGCGCACGGGCCCCUUACCGCUGGUAAUAGUGGUGAUGGUAGUGCAGAGCCAACAGCAGCGAAUGCCAUGCAGUGGCUGCAACAGCACUUCGGUGAUGUCGAUGUCGCGAGUGUGAUGCGGUGGGCACGCUUUCGCCACGCGAAGGAUUUGAUGGCGAAGGACCGCCCGCAGUAUCUUGCGCGUGCGGCGGUGUGGAUUGAGCUCCUGAGCAAGCGUAGCCACGCAAUGGAGGAGGUGCCACUGACGUACAUGCGUAAGUCCAAGCCGCUUGCGCUCGACACAAACCCCAAUGUGCGCGUUGCCUGGCAGACGCAAGUGACGAAGCCGGACGGACCGCCGCGGCUCCUCGGACGUGAGGAAGGGUAUGUCUUCUAUCACAGCGAUCACUCUCGCUUUGUUACAGAGACGUACCGCCAUGCAGGGGAAUCGCUGCACUCACGCUUCCUUGCGCUACAGCCUAUUCACACAGAGGUCUCCGCCAGGGAGGACUUCCAGCAGAUAUACACUCAGCAAAAGGAACGCCGGCGGCGGUCGCUACCCAAUGGGGCGAUGGCAGCAAACACGCCACCGGCACGUAUCCUGCACCACUCUGUGACGAAUGAAGUGCGCAGUAGUGGAGGUGGUGGCAGUUCUCGCCCCGACACCACAGCGGCAACUACAUCAACUGACGUGCGGGGUGCGGCAUCCGCAGGAGGUGGGGAGGGCUCCAUGACCGCAAAGGCCCACGAGAUGGCUGGCAGCAGCACCAAUGGUGGAAGUGGCGUCACACCCGAGUUCUAA